Knipowitschia caucasica is the source of this 891-nucleotide messenger RNA. Lineage: Eukaryota; Metazoa; Chordata; Actinopteri; Gobiiformes; Gobiidae. The record is from the annotation of a GenBank genome assembly.
AUGACCAUAGGUCAUGGAAUAAUCUUCUUAACAUUUGCUCAUGAACUGAUUGACGAGUACCAUUUCAUCGAGCAGUCCAAAAGCUGGAGUGAGGCUCAGCAGUACUGCAGAGAGCACUUCACUGACCUGGCCAAAAUACAGAGAGAAGAGGACCUGAGCAGAGUCCACAUCCCGGCUGGUCAGGUGGCUUGGAUCGGUCUUCAUGAUGACCCUGCUGCUUGGUUUAAAGUCAUGACCAACGCCUCAAACUCCUGGAGAUGGUCUGUCACUGGGGCCACCAGCCCUGGAGGCUUCCAGAACUGGAACACACUAGAUCCAGAUAAAUGGCUUGUUCAGAAAGGUGUCAAGCAGUUCAUUCUGGUCAGUGACUAUAGUAGGACAUGGCUCGGCUGCCAGAGCAUGUGCAGACAGAAUUAUCAGAACCUGGCUCAGAUCGAGAGUGCAGAGGAGAACCAGGCUGCGAUGACGGCUUCAGCUGGAGUGGCCUAUGCCUGGAUUGGUCUGUACCGAAACAUAUGGCUCUGGUCGGACCUCAGCAACAGCAGCUUCAGGAAUUGGAAACUUGGAUCACCCGACAACAUGGAUAACAAUGAGCACUGUGUCCUCAUGAAUGAAGACGGCCUAAUGGAGGACGACACCUGCUCUGAACCACAAAGCUUUGUCUGUCAUGAAGAAGAGUAUUGUCCUGACUCAGAGCUCAUGUUUGCAGUGAAACAGAGACGCUCCGUGUUGCAGACACAGAUGAGAAUCCAGACUGACGUGGACCUGAGUGAUGCAGCCGUCUCUGAGCAGCUGCUCAAACUGCUCCAAGAAAGACUCCAGGAGAAAAUCCCUGGGACUGACUUCAAACUGCGAUGGAGCAAGGCACCAGAAAAGAAAGACUCUACAUAA